Messenger RNA from Octodon degus (degu), 4562 nucleotides. It is a transcript of the gene Rfx3, whose product is annotated as regulatory factor X3. The transcript is spliced from 18 exons. Gene Ontology annotation, molecular function: DNA-binding transcription factor activity, RNA polymerase II-specific; RNA polymerase II cis-regulatory region sequence-specific DNA binding. The record is from RefSeq and is a predicted model, not a curated record. Lineage: Eukaryota; Metazoa; Chordata; Mammalia; Rodentia; Octodontidae. Gene Ontology annotation, biological process: regulation of transcription by RNA polymerase II. Gene Ontology annotation, cellular component: nucleus. The coding region runs from base 168 to 2480 and encodes 770 amino acids.
CGUUGCCUUGUGAAUCAAGCGCCAUAGUCACCGUAGUCCUGGCGACUGUUACCCAUCAACAACAACUACUCCUCUCCUCCUCCUCCUCCUCUUCCUCCUCCUCCCCACCACCACCAUCUCCAUCACCCACCAACAACACCACAAUAAUCCACAGCCAAGAGACCAUCAUGCAGACAUCAGAGACUGGGUCGGACACAGGUUCGACAGUGACUUUGCAAACAUCUGUGGCUAGCCAAGCAGCAGUGCCUACACAGGUGGUACAGCAAGUACCAGUCCAACAACAGGUACAGCAGGUACAGACUGUACAGCAGGUACAACAUGUCUACCCCGCUCAGGUGCAGUAUGUCGAAGGAAGUGAUACUGUCUAUACCAAUGGAGCAAUCCGAACAACAACUUAUCCUUACACAGAAACGCAGAUGUACAGCCAAAACACUGGAGGGAAUUAUUUUGAUACUCAAGGGAGUUCCGCACAGGUGACUACCGUGGUCUCCUCCCACAGUAUGGUGGGCACUGGUGGCAUUCAAAUGGGCGUCACCGGAGGACAGCUUAUCAGCAGCUCUGGAGGAACCUAUCUGAUUGGCAAUUCAAUGGAAAAUUCUGGUCACUCAGUGACACACACCACUCGAGCCUCCCCAGCAACAAUUGAGAUGGCGAUUGAGACGCUGCAAAAGUCUGACGGUCUGUCCACUCACAGAAGCUCUCUUCUCAACAGCCAUCUUCAGUGGCUAUUGGACAAUUACGAGACAGCAGAAGGAGUGAGCCUUCCCAGAAGCACUCUAUACAACCACUACCUUCGACACUGUCAGGAACACAAACUGGACCCAGUCAAUGCUGCCUCUUUUGGAAAAUUAAUAAGGUCAAUUUUUAUGGGACUGCGAACCAGGAGAUUGGGCACUAGAGGAAACUCCAAGUACCAUUACUAUGGAAUUCGUGUCAAGCCAGAUUCUCCUCUUAAUCGUCUGCAAGAAGACAUGCAGUAUAUGGCUAUGAGACAACAACCCAUGCAACAGAAGCAAAGGUACAAGCCUAUGCAGAAAGUGGAUGGGGUUGCAGAUGGUUUCACAGGAAGUAGUCAACAGACAGGGACAUCUGUUGAGCAAACCGUAAUCGCCCAAAGUCAACAUCAUCAACAGUUUUUAGAUGCAUCACGAGCACUUCCAGAGUUUGGAGAAGUUGAAAUCUCUUCUCUGCCAGAUGGUACUACCUUUGAGGAUAUCAAGUCACUUCAGAGUCUUUAUCGAGAGCACUGUGAGGCAAUAUUGGAUGUUGUUGUAAACCUUCAGUUUAGCCUGAUAGAAAAACUGUGGCAAACAUUCUGGCGCUAUUCUCCCUCAACUCCAGCUGACGGCACUACCAUUACUGAAUCAAGCAAUCUGAGUGAAAUAGAAAGUCGACUUCCGAAAGCAAAGCUGAUAACUCUGUGCAAACAUGAGUCAAUCCUGAAAUGGAUGUGUAACUGUGACCAUGGGAUGUACCAGGCUUUGGUGGAGAUUCUCAUCCCCGACGUCCUUAGACCUAUUCCUAGUGCCUUGACCCAAGCCAUUCGAAAUUUUGCAAAAAGCCUUGAAGGUUGGCUUUCCAAUGCCAUGAACAAUAUUCCACAGAGAAUGAUACAAACCAAGGUUGCCGCUGUAAGUGCCUUUGCCCAGACUCUGCGAAGAUACACGUCGCUCAAUCACCUGGCCCAGGCAGCUCGCGCAGUACUUCAGAACACCUCCCAAAUCAACCAGAUGCUCAACGACCUCAACCGGGUGGACUUUGCCAAUGUCCAGGAGCAGGCUUCCUGGGUGUGCCAGUGUGACGACAGCAUGGUUCAGAGAUUGGAAACGGACUUCAAGAUGACUCUUCAGCAGCAGAGCACCCUGGAGCAGUGGGCUGCCUGGCUGGACAACGUGAUGAUGCAAGCGCUGAAACCCUAUGAAGGAAGACCCAGUUUUCCAAAAGCAGCCAGGCAAUUUCUGCUGAAAUGGUCUUUCUACAGCUCAAUGGUUAUUCGGGACUUAACCUUACGCAGUGCUGCUAGCUUUGGCUCCUUUCACCUGAUCCGUCUACUCUACGAUGAGUAUAUGUUCUACUUAGUAGAACAUCGUGUUGCUCAGGCAACAGGAGAAACUCCUAUAGCAGUCAUGGGCGAGACAUACCUUGUAGAUGAAAAAAAUACUCCUAUCAUGGAACUCUUUAUAAGCAAACUUCUGAAUUUUGGUGAUUUAAAUGCUGUGUCUCCUGGAAAUCUGGAUAAAGAUGAAGGCAGUGAAGUGGAAAGUGAAAUGGAUGAAGAAUUGGAUGACUCUUCUGAGCCUCAAGCCAAAAGAGAGAAAACAGAGCUGAGCCAGGCGUUCCCCGUGGGCUGCAUGCAGCCUGUUCUCGAGACUGGGGUGCAGCCAAGCCUCCUGAACCCGAUCCACAGUGAGCACAUCGUCUCGAGUACUCAGACUAUCAGACAGUGCAGCGCAACAGGAAACACCUACACUGCAGUCUAAAGGAUAUGAAAGUGUAUUUUCCAGCUUACAUUAAACCUGUUGAUAUUGGGCUUAAGUUGAAAAUUUAAUAAGCCUGAAGGUCGACUGUUGUCAAAUUUUAUAUGUGCUGAACAUUACCUUUUUGGAGUUGUGAAAUGGAAUGGGUGUAUGUAUUUUUCCAGGUCCUGUUUUUUUUUUUUUUUUCUUUCCUUCUUCUUAACAUAAACAAAUUAUUUGCCUCUGAAUAAUAAGAGUUUUUUCCCCUUAGUUUCAGGUGUCAAGAUGGAUUUUUAAACACUUAAUAUCACUGUUUUUGUUUUCUUAUAAUUAAAAAGUAAUUUACAUUUUGUAGCUUAAAAUAUUUUAUUGUUGAUUGUUAGUCUUGGUGUAUGAUUUCAUGUGUUUUUUAAUUAGAUGCACUUCUGUGAAAUCUCAAAAGAAAUGAAUUUCUUUGAUUUACACUGGAGGCAUGCCUGUUCGGCAGCAGAUGCAUCAACUUUGCCUUUGAAAGGUGCUUUUCAUUGGGCAGAACCAUAAGACACUAUUUUGAUAACAUUUUGGAGUACCAAGAGAAUACAGAGCAUUUUUAUUAUAGUGCUAGAGGGUUGGGAAGGUCGUCUAUUUUUCUCUGAAAAAAAUCUGAGCUGUGUAUUUAUCAGUUCAGAGUAAAUGAUGGAAUUGCAAGAGAUUAUGCUAAUAUGUACAUAAUUUGUGUACAUAAUUAUUAAUCACGUUAACAAUACAAGCUUUCCGUUAGGCAUUGAAUUGUAAUGAUUAUUUGCAUCCCAAUUCCUCUGUGUAAGACUACUGAUUCUGUAUUUGGGACCACACAGCUCAGAUGCAUUCUGCUGUUGAGUGGGGCAAUUAUAGUUAGAUAACUAAACUGAAAACAUGACUUGACUUUUUUUUUUAAGUGUACAUGCUACUUAUGCUGAGCUGGACAUACAGGAAACCAUUCCAUUUGGAUGACUUUCUUUUAUUCCAGGUCUUUUUUUCUAAUAGUAGUUCAAUAUGCUGCUAUUAUAAAAGAAAAUUUAUAGAAUGCAAGGAAUGUAGCAACCUGCAUAUCGUUAUUUCCUUCAAAAAUAUUUCCUGGUUUCUAAAGUAUGUGGAUUUAAAAUUUAAACAGAACCUGAAGGCAGUGUAACUGGCACACCUCACUGUUACUUAUCCCCAAUUCGUAGGAUUUGGAUAGGUGGCUGGACAGACCAUUGCCAUUGAAGAAUGUACAUCAGGGAUCAUCGUACCUCGGCUAUUACAUGGUGCCUUAACACAGAACUGAAGCUAAGGUUUAGUAAGGUUUAUUUUGUUCAUGUGAAUAACUCCUCAACCCAUUUGACAAAGUGUGCCUGUCAUUUUUAGAUUCCUGACGUAAGGACAGGUUACAUGUUCUUCAAAGGAAGUUUAGGGAAAAUGAAGCAAAACAGACAAAACUCAGAUUCCCUCUUGAGUGACCACGAACCUAUUUUUUAUUAUUAGAGCUGAAUAUUACUUGACUAUAAAUCUGAUUGCUUAAGGGUAUGGAAGGCAGGCUAGUUUUAAUACUAACUUGUUACAUAAAAUCCUAUAUUUUAGAUCAUUGUUCCCUAGUUACAAUUCUAGAAAGUUAACAAAAUAAGCAGGUACUUAUUGAAGUGCAUCUUUUCAGUCUAAAUGUUUGUCCGUGUGUCUGGGUGUCUGUGUCCAUAUUCACACACAAGUUCCUGUAGGGCGGGAGUCUUCUACAAAGUCAGAAGGUGAGAUCCUAGAGGGCAUACACCCAUCCUCAUUUUAAAUUGCCUCAAAAUCAAGCUGUUCUUUCAAGCACUCAAAUUAUUAACAUGGAAAAGGCACAUCCUUUUAUUUAAAUAAUUUGUAAAAAUGAAACAGCAAAAAUCAAUCAUUAAAGCCAAAAAGGAGAAAAGCACAAAGUGAUUUACAGAUUACUAAUUAGACUAUAUUGAAUUCAAAAUAUGUUCUAGGUGUUUGGGGGUAAGGGAAUGGGGUUAGGAAAAAAAAAAGGAUGAGCCCAUCUGUAAAGUUAAAAAUACCAAAUGGUUUAUCAAUUACAUACAACGUAUUUUUUUAAUUUUUGAGACAGAGUCUCGCUAUGUAGUCCAGGCU